CAAGGUCACGCGCUACAAAGUUCAGAGAUCGACUAUACACCGGUGUAAUAAUGGAGCGUUGGACAGGGCGUGUAGCUCUUAUUACGGGUGCUUCAGUAGGAAUAGGGGCUGCUCUGGCCAGGAGACUAGUCCAGCAUGGAAUGUUAGUGAUUGGCUGUGCACGAAAUGUACAGAAGAUCCAGGAACUAGCCCUCGAGUUGAAGAGUGAGAAGGGCACUCUGACGGCCAUCAAGUGUGAUGUCACUAAGGAAGAAGAGGUGCUGGCCAUGUUCACCAAGGUCAAGGCUGACUUUGGAGGUGUUGACAUCUGUGUCAGCAAUGCUGGCCUUGCACACGACUCCCCAAUACUGACAGGGGACACACAACAAUGGAGGGAGAUGUUGGAUGUGAAUGUGCUUGGUCUGGCAAUAUGUUCCAGAGAGGCUGUCAAACAGAUGCGAGAGAAAGGGGUAGAUGACGGCCACCUUAUUCUUCUCAACAGUAUGUCUGGUCAUCGAAUUAUCAACAGCAGUCCCGGACAUUUCUACUCUGCCACCAAGUUCAUGGUCACAGCCUUAACUGAGUGUCUGAGACAGGAACUCAAUGACCUCAGGUCUCACAUCAGGGUCACAGGCAUCAGUCCAGGGAUGGUUUACACUGAGUUCCAAGGUAGGAUGUUCAAGGACGUGAACAAGGGAGACCAAAUAUGUACUGCCUACAAGACCCUGGAAGCUGAUGAUGUGGUAGAUUCCAUUAUAUACGCAAUAGGAACUCCAGGUCAUGUUCAGGUCCACGACAUCCUACUUCGCCCUACAGAGCAGAGUUCAUAGAGGAACCAGUCUAAUGCUCAGCUAGUUAUAAUAGUACUAGACGGAAAGGACCUUGGUCUUUGACUCAGCUAGUUAUAAUAGUACUAGACAGAAAGGACCUUGGUCUUUGACUCAGCUAGUUAUAAUGGUACUAGACAGAAAGGACCUUGGUCUUUGACUCACCUAGUUAUAAUAGGACUAGAC
This is a messenger RNA of Mizuhopecten yessoensis (Yesso scallop), 992 nucleotides long. RefSeq names its product dehydrogenase/reductase SDR family member 11-like. Bases 51 to 809 code for a protein of 252 amino acids. The transcript has 7 exons. NCBI's taxonomy places the organism in Eukaryota, Metazoa, Mollusca, Bivalvia, Pectinida, Pectinidae. The record is from RefSeq and is a predicted model, not a curated record.